This is a messenger RNA of Suillus paluster, 1194 nucleotides long. RefSeq lists its product as uncharacterized. The transcript has 7 exons. Bases 1 to 1194 code for a protein of 397 amino acids. NCBI's taxonomy places the organism in Eukaryota, Fungi, Basidiomycota, Agaricomycetes, Boletales, Suillaceae. The record is from RefSeq and is a predicted model, not a curated record.
AUGGCAUUAACUCGCCCAAAAGGGCAGGCUGGUACCAACACAAAGUCAAAGAAGACUGUAACACCAGCGAUCACACAUAUAAAGCAAAACGGGCUUCAUUGUACAGGGUCAUCUACGUCAGUCGAAGAUGAGACUGCUGAUGAUACAGCAUCCAAGCUGGUCAAGAAAAAACACAAAAGAGGUGAUGGUGCCAUGGACAUUCUGACAAUCUUCAAGCUGGUCGACGACGAGGAUCCUUCACAAGGUUAUGUCUGCGAGCCUUGUGUCGAGCUUCGUGAAGCCAAUCCGAAAAAGCAUGGCAAACUGCAAACUAUCUUCAAAGGCAACAACACUGCUAUGCGCACUCACAUCCAACGUAUGGGCAUGUCUCACUACUGUCGAUACUAUGCACUUCAGCAAGAGCUCGAGCUUCUCCCGUACUGCAAAACUCGAUGGGGCUCAUGGAAUGGUGUUAUAGCCCAAAUGUUAUUACUCAAGAAAGCUGUUAAGAUAUUUAUCAACACCACAGAUGACUCAGAUGAUGUACCUAACGUUGACAAACACCAGCGGAAGUAUGCAAGUUAUCAUGUUUCGGAGACUGAAUGGGAUCUACUUGCUAUGAUCCGGAAGGUUUUAGCUGCAGCAGCUAAUGUACAAGAAGCCUUUUUGGCUGAAUACUAUCCAACAAUCUGGCGAAUUCUUCCUCUUUACGAAGACUUCAUUGCGCAGUGGCAAAUUUUCUCUGAAGACCCCGGGAUGGCUGUGCUUCGACAUGCAAUCCAGGCAGGUAUCGCGAACCUUGAAAAGUACUACAAUAAGACUGACAAUUCCCCUGCGCACAUUGUUUCUAUGUAUCUCAAUCCCUGUAUCAAGGAUGAGUAUUUCAAUGUCGCGUGGACCGAAGACGGCCAACAACAAGCCCUCGCUGUUAUGGAAAAAGUGUUUGAUAAGUACUGCCGAAAACAUGCCACGGAAAUUGCUACUUGCAAGGAUCCUAUACCAACACCAGAGCUCAGUAGCUCGAGCAACAGUUUCGGCAGUUUGAUGAGUAGGGUUACUGAAGGUCGGCGUGCCCGUGAAAAGCUCGUCACUAAGGAUUUCCGUGCAGGGCUCAAACUGUACAUCGAGGAGCCACUCAUCGUCAAUGAUGAACAGGCAUCUCCAGAGCGCCAGGCGGAGCAUAUCUUCAAGUGGUGGAAGGCCAAUGCUAUGUGA